Messenger RNA from Plectropomus leopardus (leopard coralgrouper), 1665 nucleotides. It is a transcript of the gene bbln, whose product is annotated as bublin coiled coil protein. The record is from RefSeq and is a predicted model, not a curated record. NCBI's taxonomy places the organism in Eukaryota, Metazoa, Chordata, Actinopteri, Perciformes, Serranidae.
GCGGUCCGUGGAUUUAUUUACUUAAAGUAACAUUAAAUCAAACAUUUGACAGUUGAGUUGUUGUUGAUUUUGCUAAAUUCACAUUGCUAUUCGUUACUUUGCUAAUGCCAAUAAGCUGGCAACCUAGCUAGCUUCACUGCUCAACAGUAACGGUAGCUAGCUAACAUAAAUCUCUUGUAAUACGGUUUUAUAAACGAGAAUAUAAAAAUAAUGUCUGGACCAAACGGAGACCCAAACAUCUCAAUGGACGAUGGUAUUAUUAACGAUGAAGAUGAAUUCGGGGACGAAGAGUAUGAAGCUAUCAACUCCAUGCUAGAUCAGAUCAACACCUAUCUCGAUGACCUGGAAGAGCGGAAUGAUUCACUCAACGGUAAACUGCAUGAACUAAUGGAGUCGAACCGACAAGCCCGGCUGGAGUUCAGGGCCCAACUGCUCGGCUCCAAGACAGAGGAGGGGCAAGACGGGGACUCCUCCUCAACAAGCAAGGAAGACCUGGACAAGGACGGCGGAGACUGCAAAUGAGUGAUGAGGGGGGUGGAGUUUCGGAAGAUGAAGAGAUGGAAAUAUUUAUGAAAGUUGACUCAACUCCUAACCUCUGUCUGUUGGACUGAUGACCACCUCUGAUUUAUCUGUGAAUUUAUCCGCCAGAUGUGUGUGUACAACAGUGAUAUGUUGCUUCUCCUCGAUCAUUCAACUCCGUCUAGUUUUUCCUCCUUUAUUGAACUGUGCUGUGCUGAUGUUUGUGUCCUUUGCAGAUUGGAGUUUAUUGACCUCUAACAGCUUCUUAUAGAAGUUGCAUUUCAUAGUCACCUGGGACCAUUACAGUGAGAUCGAAGUCACAUGUUUCGACAUAUUAAAAGUUGGGUAGACAUCAGCUGAUCAAGAGACUCUCCAUGGUUAAUUCAAGAAUAGCUCAGAAUCGAACUGCUCUGUAUUGUGUUGAUCCAUUUAGUGUUGACAGUCAGCUUUGUAAUAGCUGCACAGUCCCUGUCUGUUUUCUCCCCAAAAAUAAAUAUGCAACAUUCCCGACAAAACUGUCCUGUUAAUUUUCAUGAACCUGUUUAGGAAAAGUGAUGGCAAUCUUUAAAGUGUUUGUAAACUGCUCGGCAGAAAAGUCUAAAUGAAUUCAACAAAGUGUGGGAAUCAUCAGACCUUUUAAUAUAAAUUAAAAUGACCCCUCAAACAGAAAACAAAAAUCCAAAAAUACAUGGAACCUCCAGCAGUUAGAAAACAUCACCGGUUUGUUCAUCUCAAUUUAGUCAGUAGUUGAAUAAAAAUACAAUAAGAAACAUACAGCUUUGUUUGAAAUGAUCCUUUCAUGUCCUUGUUUUCUCGCUUGCUCCUUUCUCUUCGUAAGUUUCAUGUCUCGUUCCUUCAGACAGAACAUGAUGCGUUACUAAUCGUGCGACAGUCGCCACCAUGACUACAAGAGUUGCUACAUGCGUCAGCCAACCACUUUUGUGGUUUAAAAUAUCCUUCUCUAAUAUGGAUGAAAUGUUUUCAGCACACCAGUCAUGACGCCUUGUGACCUCUGAAAUGCUGGACCAAAAUUAUACAUUUGUGUAAUCUGUAACUGGGAUAAUCUACUUUAUGUUCCUGCUGCUUAAAAUUCAGUUCAAAGUCUGCGAGAACAUUAAAUACUAACAGACACUUCAUGGUUUGCCC